AUGGGCAAGUAUCUGUUCAGGGAGAGACGACUGCCAGUAUAUGAUAUUGCAGUUGCCAUCACAAAACUAGACAUGUGCAGGAGACAAUACGCGAACGAUGCGUGCAAUAGAGGGACAGCAGGUUUUGCGUACGUCGGCGGCGCAUGCGUCGUCAACAAGAGAUUGGAAAAAGUGAAUUCGGUUGCUAUAAUCGAGGACACUGGUGGUUUUUCUGGUAUCAUUGUCGCUGCUCAUGAAGUUGGACACUUAUUGGGCGCCGUCCACGAUGGAAGUCCACCGCCAUCAUACCUAGGAGGCCCUGGUGCUGAGAAGUGCAGAUGGGAAGACGGAUUCAUCAUGUCAGACCUUCGUCAUACAGAGAAGGGCUUCCGGUGGUCUCCCUGCAGUGUGCAGAGCUUCCAUCAUUUUUUGAAUGGAGACACGGCAACGUGUUUAUACAACUCGCCUCAUGAAGACGAUUCCCUACCGAGAGUACUUCCUGGGCGACUACUCACACUAGACGCGCAAUGUAGGAAAGAUCGGGGCACCAGUGCGUGUUUCAAAGAUGAGCGGGUUUGCGCGCAAUUGUUCUGUUUCGACGCGGCAAGUGGAUACUGUGUGGCUUACAGACCGGCUGCUGAAGGGUCCCCAUGUGGAGACGGACAGUACUGUAUAAACGGACGGUGUAUCACCGAGAACGAGAAUAUAAUCCCGGAUUACUCCCAACACACGCCGAGUUACGUCCGACCUGAGACCAGCCCCUUCUACGGAAACAUUACAAGUAGCGAAGAUACAACACAGCCAUACGUACCCAGUACAGAACCACCCCCCCAACAAAACUAUUACAAAUCGCCAGAAACAACAACAGAAAACCCAUACCACUACUACACGCAAGAACCUAAACGCGUAGAGAAAAGUACAGAAGCAACAAAAUUCCCACCAUCACUGAACCUAUACUCCGUAUCGACCACACGAAGUCCAUACGAUUUCCAAGAUUUCUAUUCGAGAACCACGGCAGAACCCAAACGGGGCUUCUUCAGCAAGGGUGACCUUGAGAGCUAUUUCUCUCGGACGACGAAGAGCCCCUACCAGGACAAGGGUGUCCAAUCGGUCUUCAAAUUUGGGACGUACUAUUCCCAAAAAUCGUCGGAUAACUCCAUAAGACCAGAUGCUAACUCGCAGCAAGUACAAAUUGAGCCAGCGAGAUUAGUUUACUCGUAUCAGAGGAAUUUGACGGAUCAUGUGUAA
This is a messenger RNA of Pieris macdunnoughi, 1227 nucleotides long. The record is from the annotation of a GenBank genome assembly. Lineage: Eukaryota; Metazoa; Arthropoda; Insecta; Lepidoptera; Pieridae.